AUGGGUGUUUGUAGGAGGGUGACUGGUGGGUGUUUCCGAUGUGGAGACACUAGCCACUUUCUCCGCGAUUGUCCCCACAUGUCAGAGUCCAGGCCUGCUGGAUCCCAGACUACAAUUCAAGGGUCCAGAAGGACUGGAGGUCCAGUGAGAGGAUCAAGAAGAGGUGGUAAUAAUCGUGGCAAAAGUCAGGGUGGACAAAGAAGUCAGGGUGAAGUGCAGCCACGAGCCUUUGCUAUGACUAGGAGGGAGGCUGACAUCUCCCCAGAGGUCGUUACUGGUAAGGAGCAAGCCGGGGGCUCAUCCAAAGGCAAGGGUAUAGCCGAGUGA
Linum trigynum is the source of this 327-nucleotide messenger RNA. The record is from the annotation of a GenBank genome assembly. NCBI's taxonomy places the organism in Eukaryota, Viridiplantae, Streptophyta, Magnoliopsida, Malpighiales, Linaceae.